This is a messenger RNA of Acanthopagrus latus (yellowfin seabream), 1370 nucleotides long. RefSeq names its product mitochondrial ribosomal protein L38 (gene mrpl38). The record is from RefSeq and is a predicted model, not a curated record. The coding region runs from base 50 to 1105 and encodes 351 amino acids. Lineage: Eukaryota; Metazoa; Chordata; Actinopteri; Spariformes; Sparidae. The transcript has 9 exons. Gene Ontology annotation, cellular component: mitochondrial large ribosomal subunit.
CAGUUUGCUCCUCUCGGCCACCGUAUUUUCUGCAAAGUCUCGCUCCAAGAUGGCGCUGCGCACGGUUUGUGCCGCUUCCUUGCGGACUGGGACAGAUUUAGGGGUCAAUAAUGCGAGGACAUUUGUCACAACAGCCUUCCUGUGCAGACGGGUACGUCCUCUGGGUCCAAUGCCCAAUGAGGACAUUGAUGUGCGAAACCUGGAAUCGGUAGAGAAGUACCGCAGUUACACUCGUUACCUCAGACAAGCUGAAGAAGCAAAGAACAAGCCUGUCUGGUGGAAGACCUACAGAGGCUAUGUGGAAAAAGAGGAUCCUGAGCACGGCUCGGAGCAAGUGGACAUUGGCCUGCCGUACUAUCGCCCCAACAGGACCAAAGAGGUGAGGGAGAGGAAGCAGGUGAUGAGAGACAAGAAGAAGAACGUGGAGCUGGAGAGGGCUUCUCGUCUGCACACUUUUAAAAUCCCUCUGGACAAAGUGCAGGAAUUCUGGGAGAAGAGCAGCGGCCCGUUUCAUGUAAAGAGACUGGCAGAACACUAUGGGGUCUUCAGAGAUCUCUUCCCCAUGGCUUAUUUUCUACCUCAAGUCCCAAUCCAGAUCUCCUAUGGCCAGGACAGCAGUGUUGGAGUGCAUUAUGGGAAUCAACUGACACCAACUGAAGCGGCAUCUGUCCCUCAGAUAAGCUUUAAUGCAGAGGAGGACUCCCUGUGGACCCUUCUGCUCACCUGUCCAGAUGAGCAUCUUUUGGAUAAUGAGGCAGAAUACAUCCACUGGCUUGUAGGGAACAUACCAGGUGGAGCGAUGCAGGCUGGGGAGGAGCUGUGUCACUACCUGCCUCCCUUCCCUGCCAGAGGAACAGGCUUCCACCGCUACAUUUACAUCCUCUUCAAGCAAGAGGGAAUCAUCAACUUCCAGGAGGAUGUCAGGCCGUUGCCAUGCCAUUCUCUGGUGGAUCGCACAUUUAAGACGUUGGAUUUCUACAGAAAGCACCAGGAUAACAUGACACCUGCGGGUCUGGCCUUCUUCCAAUGCCAGUGGGAUGAAUCUGUCACCAACACCUUUCACAACACACUCACUGCAAGCAGCGGCAUUGUCGCCAGCAACUGAUCACAAACUCCUGAGACCUCACCGAGACACUGCUGAAGUAGGGAAUAGGUUUGCGGAACCAUGCAGGAGUUCAUCUGGAGACAUUUCUGUACGUACCAAGUUUUCUCUGCUUCAAAUAAAACUCUUAACUGACAUGUUUACUUAUUUCUUCUUCUCCAAAUAUGAGCUUUGUAAUAAGUUAAAAUACAUUACUGGGUUUUUGUGCAAAGCCAAUGAAACUUAGUCUUGUUUGCACAAAUUAUAGUUAUACCCUCUUGCAAACAUU